AAUAAUCCUCCUCUUAAUAUCCAAUUCCAAAGGCGGAGUGGUUACGCUAACCUUUCUAAUUAUUCUUUGAUGUUGAUCAUGAAUCUUAUCAUUAUCAAUAUAUUCAAAAUAGUAAAGUUUUUGAUCCUCAGUUGACUCAGUCGGUAUAACACGACCUAAUAUGUUUAAUGUAAUCUUUCCAUGUAUAACUUUAAAAUACUCCGUGAAUGAUUGAUGAAACCUAUGUAGGGUUUGUGAAAAUAGUAUAGGGUUAGUGAAAACAGAAUAAUAUAGAGAUGGUGGAAGGUUUAGAAAAGAGAAAUCUAGGGUUUAUUUGGGCACAAACAUCCACGAAUAUAUAAUGGGAACUCACACUUUGUUGUUUCGAGUCCCUGGGUGUCGACUGUGGAGAACCGACAGGUCUAUCGCCGGGAUAUAACGAACCGACAGCUUUCGAAAAAGGAGUUUCUAUUUAUUUAUUUUCAACAAUUUCUCUUGUCUUCUUUUAGAAAAAGGAUAUCUUUCUUCAGCACCGACUCUGAGAAUCAAAAGAGAGAUCUUCAGCUCUGAUCUCUGGGGGCUUUUAAACAACACAUAAACCCUCUCUCACUCAUCAUACCUUCAGACACAGAAUGUGCUGUUUGCAAUGAGAACUUGGUUAUGGAUGACAAGAUGCAGGAAUUGCCCUGCAAGCACUUGUUUCACCCUCCCUGUUUGAUGCCGUGGCUGGACAAACGUAACUCAUGCCCGGUUUGCAGACAUGAACUUCCUACGGAUAAUGAAGCGUAUGAGAGAUGGAAAGAGAGUGAGAAAGAGGUUGAAAUAGCGAGAAGAGAUGCUGCAAAUUCUGUUAUAUGUGGACAACCUUCCGUCUUUUCCACGUAGAACCUGCAACUCGGACAUCUCAUCCACUCUCGAUCCUUAGCCAGGUUAAUCAGCAAAAUGUCAUCUUUC
Messenger RNA from Papaver somniferum (opium poppy), 933 nucleotides. Its product is annotated as E3 ubiquitin-protein ligase AIP2-like. Gene Ontology annotation, molecular function: ubiquitin protein ligase activity. The coding region runs from base 640 to 864 and encodes 74 amino acids. The transcript is spliced from 3 exons. Gene Ontology annotation, cellular component: cytoplasm. The record is from RefSeq and is a predicted model, not a curated record. Gene Ontology annotation, biological process: protein ubiquitination. Lineage: Eukaryota; Viridiplantae; Streptophyta; Magnoliopsida; Ranunculales; Papaveraceae.